AUGAAGGCGACUUACGAUCGGGACGUGUCUCUUCCUAUUUCGGAGGGAGCUUGGUCGGAAUGCGAUCGAUGCCGGCGGCGACCAGCGACAGCGAGAGUGACCACCAAGUCUAAAUACGCAGAAAUCAAGUUACCUGGAAAAUUGGACGAUGCUGAACGGAAAAAUUCAGCAGCAUUGCCGGACAAACAAUCGCCUAUGUGCCUUUUAUGCAACAAAGUUUUGGGCAAUGACGCUAUGAAACCAUCUAAACUACAAGAUCGUCUGAGAAGAUGCCACCCUGAUAAAACAGAGAAAGAUUUGAAAUACUUUCAAACACUCAAAGAUAAAUUUCAGAAGAGACCUACAUUGGACAGAAUAUUCGCUUCGACGUCACAAAGAAAUGAUGAUGGUUUGCGGGCGUCUUACAAUAUCUCGUUACUUAUAGCAAAAUCCGGAAAACCGCAUACUAUCGGAGAGAAGUUAAUUUUGCCAGCCAUUGAAGAGGUAUUAAAAACUGUUUUACACAAACCUGAAUCUGAUAUCAUUAAAAGAAUUCCCUUAAGCAACAAUACUGUUGAAAGACGUAUUGAUGAAAUGAGUUCUGAUAUUGAAAGCUUCUUAUAUUUUGAAUCUAGGUUUGAGGAUAUUUUGACUAUGGUAAUACCACCGUGGAUAAUUAAUCCAUAUGGUGACAUAGAGGAAACGAAUGUCAUAAUACAAGAGGAACUGACUGAACUAAGUACAAACGAAGAACUUAAAGUUCAGUUUAAAAACGGAUAUCAGCAAUUCUGA
Messenger RNA from Acanthoscelides obtectus, 771 nucleotides. NCBI's taxonomy places the organism in Eukaryota, Metazoa, Arthropoda, Insecta, Coleoptera, Chrysomelidae. The record is from the annotation of a GenBank genome assembly.